CCAACAAUUUAUGAUAAAACUAACAAGGCUUAGCAGAAUAGCAGACAAGUUACAGAGGACUUCAUGUGCUUACUUCUUAUCGUUUUUCAUAAUUGAAAAUAAGUAAGUACACAAAUAUUAAUUAACUUAGUCUUUUAAAAUUAAUAAACCAAAGAGUGUCGGGUUUCGAUGAGCAAAAUGUGAUGCAGAAUCUUUUCAUCACCAAACUCAUUGUAGAAUUUCUACCUCAUAAAACCCACAAAGCAAAGACUAAAACUUGAACCGAAAACACCAUGGCAGAAGCAGAGGAAGUGAAGCACUUUGGGGUUAGGGGAAGCCCAUUAAGUCUCAGAGUGGAUAUAGCUCUGAGACUGAAAGGUGUGAAAUCCAAAUUCUGCGAAGAGGACCUGCAGAACAAGAGCCCUUUGCUCAUCAAAUACAAUCCAGUUCACAAGAAGGUCCCUGUGCUUGUACACAAUGAGAAACCAAUAGCAGAGUCCCUUGUUAUUCUUGAAUACAUUGAUGAGACUUGGAAGCAUCAGGGCCUUCCAAUAUUGCCUCAAGACCCUUACCAAAGAGCCAAUGCACGCUUCUGGGCUAGCUUCAUUGAUGAGAAGUGCUCACCUGCAAUAUGCAAAGCUUACUGGGAAAUUGAGGGCCAUGAGAAGGCUAUGGAAGAAGCUUGUGAGCUUCUGCAAUCUCUUGAAAAUGAGCUCAAGGAUAACAAGUUCUUUGGGGGAGAGACAAUUGGAUUUGUAGAUAUGGCUGCUAGCUUCAUAGGCUACUGGCUUAGACCAAUUCAAGAAGCUGUGGGGGUGGAGGUGUUGACCAAAGAGAAGUGUCCCAAGCUAUAUGAUUGGUGUGAUGAGUUUGUGAGCCACAGUGUUGUUAAGGAAGUUCUGCCUCCUAAUAAAGAAACAUUAAUUGCCUUCUUCCUUGGUCGCUGUGAAAGCACCAAACUACUUGCAAAGUAAAUGGCUCGUGAAUGAAUGUAAGAUUACAUAUUUAUUAGUGCCUCUUUGUUAUGAAAUGUACAUGAAACAAAAGUAUGGUAAGAGUAUUUAUUUAUAUGCGCUCGAGGUUCUAGGCUUAAUUUCUCAUUUUUUAAUAUCGCUUGUAUAUUAUAUGUCAGCAAAGCUGCUCUCUGUUCUAUUA
Messenger RNA from Prunus persica (peach), 1134 nucleotides. Its product is annotated as probable glutathione S-transferase. The coding region runs from base 273 to 953 and encodes 226 amino acids. Lineage: Eukaryota; Viridiplantae; Streptophyta; Magnoliopsida; Rosales; Rosaceae. The record is from RefSeq and is a predicted model, not a curated record. The transcript is spliced from 2 exons. Gene Ontology annotation, molecular function: glutathione transferase activity. Gene Ontology annotation, biological process: glutathione metabolic process. Gene Ontology annotation, cellular component: cytoplasm.